Molecule: messenger RNA, 2310 nt
Organism: Acaromyces ingoldii
Lineage: Eukaryota; Fungi; Basidiomycota; Exobasidiomycetes; Exobasidiales; Cryptobasidiaceae
Exons: 2
Coding region: 177-2234 (685 amino acids)
Source: RefSeq, a predicted model, not a curated record
ACAACAUCUUUGAUUCCCCAACAUACAAGCCGCUCCCUCGUCGUCCAUCAAAAGUGCAACCAGCGAGGCAGCACGCUCCACCCCCUUUGCCUCACUUUCCCAGGGAGUCGCCCCAAUUCCAGCGGAUCCGGGAGCGAGAAGAGCUGCUGCGGCUGUUUUGUGCCUACUUUGGACAAAUGUCGGUCUCCUCUGACGCAUGGCCAAGGACACAAGGAUCGCACGAAUGCCAAGUGAGGCUGGCGGAACGACGUGGGCCGCAAAGAGGGGAGGCGAACGCACGGCUGGUGGAGGAAACAAUACAGAAGAAGAGGGGAGUAGAGGACAAAAGGGAAAAAGAGGCGUGGGGCAAUGGCAACGGUAGAGAAAAGGAGAGAGGGGCGAGCUCAAUCAAGAGGAAGAAAAGGGCCGGGGAGGCCGCCCUUGCUCCGUUUUCCAAUGAGAGAAGCAAUGACAGGGCGAUAUCUCACCACGCAAGAGAGUCAGAAGGAACUCAGACGGCCUCAUCUCGCUUUCGUCGCCAGUAUCGUCAGCCUCGUAGCUCGAGCCAGGCUUAUUCUACGCAUUGUCGGGCCGAGCGGCGUCGUAGAAGGCUGGCGGAGCAAAAUCUUGGGAGAACGGACGCGAUCAAGCACCAGGAUCUCGCCGCAGUGACCGUGACGCCGUCGAAGAAAAAAAAGAAGAAAAAGAAGGAAAAGUCGGCCGUGUCGAGCAGUAGCGCAGCAAAAAAGGUAGCCGCGCUGCGAAACAAAGUAGGAGGCCCGCCAAAGACGAAAGUGUCGCUGUCAGAGCUCAAGGCGAGAGUCAAGGGAGAAUGCAAGAAAGGCACGAAUAGCGAUGCCGGUGAGCACGAAGAUGAGGAGCACAAGAUGAAAACAGAAAUCAAGGCAGAAAUCAAGGCAGAGACGAAGGAGGCCCCGCAAGUGCCUAGUGGCGACUUCAUUAUUCAGAAACCAGGCCCCGAGAUGUUGCAUCGGCUCGAACUGCUCCUCAAGGCGAUCAUCAAGGAAGGCGGUCAGCUUCCUGCCGAAUAUUCAGUUGCGCAGCUUACGGAUGAGGUCCUCCAUCAGUCUCCAAGUGGCCUGGCUCAAUCCAAAUCUGCUCUGGCGUCAAGAUCAAUCGAGUCGUCCUCAGCCUCGCUACAAACGAGCGGCUGGGGCGCCAAGAAUGCGAGAAAAAGUAAAGAAACCAAUCUCGACGAGGUCGACAAGCUUCGACGGCAGAACGAAGACCUUCGAGACCAAACCAGGCAAUUGCAGGAGCAGUCCAGAGCGCUACGGGAGCGGACUAAUGCACUGCAACGGCGAAAAGGAACUGUCCUGGCUGACUGCGCUUCGCUGACGAGGCAGACAGAGGUCAAGCGAGCGAGCGAUCAGACAAUCAUCAAACAACAUAAGCGAUUUCGACAGUGGCUCGAGAAAGCUCGUUUGAUCUUUUUCAGAGAGGGCGGAAAGCACCUGACGAAGCAGGAUCUAGAUCCCAUCGUCGAAUAUGCGUGGAUCCGUAGGCCUGGAUUUCGAGAGCUGUACGAGAAGGAGCAGUUUGAUGAAUUUGCACGGAAACUCUGCGAGUACGUCGAGCUGGCCUACAACUCCAAAAUCUCGUGGCAAACUUCGGCAUUCUUGUGCACGCUCCGACUCAUCAGGGAGAACGUCUUCGGCGCAAAGACGAGCUCGGCCUUAGUCACUGUCGCUGAGCAGGCAGCUUCCGCCAAGUCGAUGAGCAGAACCUCGUCUCAAGUGACGCAGUUGUCUUGCGCGCCGUCGUCAUCUUCUCUUUCUUCUUACACUUCCUUGGGUCCGGACCCGUCGGACAGGUCGGACGACAAGACAAAGCGGAAACCGACGAGGAAGGAAAGGAGGGCAAGCGAAGGGCCCAAGCUCACGCGUCGUCAGAGGACCAUCCAGGGCAACAUCCAUCGAAACCCAGAUCUGAGCAAGGCCAAGCAGAAAACAGAUGGUGAAUUUGACGAUCAAUCUCCAGCACCUACAGCUCACGAUGAUGGGCGAGGAGGGGAUAGGAUAUGCACAUGUUGCUCAUCGAAACACCGCGACAAGAAGCUGACCGCGGCCGCGGCUGCGAGCCAACAGGCCAUUGCGGCGGGGGCUGACUUCUUCGAUGCGAGCUUCAUUUGCAUCUUUUGCGACUACAAGCUCAUCUACGGGGAAUACCCUAAGAUGAAGCGGGCACUGCGAAGGGCACGGAGAGCCAACAAGGGGAUAGAGGUGCAAGAAUAACACCCAACGUGCGGAGCUUUUCACUUAAUGUUCAUUUAUUUACGACAUCAAUAAACAUGACGCUCGAUUUCCUCCA